This is a messenger RNA of Sitodiplosis mosellana (orange wheat blossom midge), 3812 nucleotides long. RefSeq names its product KAT8 regulatory NSL complex subunit 3-like. Bases 565 to 3603 code for a protein of 1012 amino acids. The record is from RefSeq and is a predicted model, not a curated record. Gene Ontology annotation, cellular component: NSL complex. The transcript is spliced from 6 exons. Lineage: Eukaryota; Metazoa; Arthropoda; Insecta; Diptera; Cecidomyiidae. Gene Ontology annotation, biological process: positive regulation of transcription by RNA polymerase II.
AUAAAGCGGUGCGUGUGAGUUCGUUCAAUGUAUGUUUUGCUUCGUUCACUUGUGUUUUUUCUUCUUCAUGCAUACUCUUCUCUCUUCACACCAGUGACGUCACCAAAAGAUAUCAGAAGCGAAAGAAAAAUGGAGAAAUAAAAGUCGUAAACAACAAAUUUGGUGUAAAAAGUGAAUUUUCAGCUGAAUUUCUGCAGAAAAUUUGAUCUCGGAUUACAGUUUCAUAUGAAAAAUGCCCAAUCUGAUGACAUAAAACGCCGUACGUGUCAUUUUAAAGUGGUGAAACAACAAAAUUUGUGUAUAUUUCGGGCCCGUGAGCAAGAUUACGCGCUAAUUUAAGUACAUGAAACUACAGUAGAACAACAACAACAACAAUAACAAAAACCAGCUACUGAAUGUGCAUAUUUUAGGCGACGCAGUUUUUCUGUGCCACAUUGUGAUUUUAUUCAGUAAUUAUUCGACCUUAGAACGAAUUAGAAUCGAUUAUAAUUUUGAUUACUUAGAUAUUUAUCCACGCGUGAAGUUGAAGUUGAACAUUUUUGCGAAAUUGACGCAAUAAACAAUAUGGAGCACAGUUAUUCAAAAGACGUGCAUCCAAAAGGAAAUGUUGAAGUGAUGGCAACCCGUUCUAUUUUGAUCCCUCGACCUCCUCAGUGUCCGUCAUGUUAUCAGCACACAUCAAAUGAUGACAUUUUGGCCAAAAUGGAAAAUCAUCAAUCCGACCCAUAUUUUGAUCAAUUGCCGCCGGCCAUCAAUGAUAACAUUGCAAAAAUGGCAAUGGAAGAAACCGAACGCUUAACCAAAAAUGUGAAGAAUAACAAUGCCGACGAUGAAGAUUGGGAUUUGAAAGUGUCCAAGUUGGGGUGGUCAAGGCAGCAAUUGCAACUGUAUCGCCAGGUGGCAAACAUUCUUGACCAUGACCAAUUGGCGCGCUUGGCUGUGAGUGGUCGCCCAAACGAAGGUAUUAUCAGGCGAUGCAGUAUUGACAAAUCGGUAGCACGAACGCGUUUGGCUCUCGCAUCGGUGCACUGGAAUACCGAACUAACAAAAUGGUUGAACUCAGUCAUGUUUACAUACUUACCACCCACGUAUAUGGCUUCAUAUUUGGAUAUUUUACAAUCGCUGCGGGCCAAAGUGCCAACGCUAGUUGACAGAAUGCUAGAUGGCCGGCCGGCAUCUCAGGACUAUUUGCAAGCGAUUAUGAAACGGCCAUGGGGAGCAAAUGUACCGACCAAAUCACGAAAAUUACCCGGACAAUCGCCAAUUAUUGUCAUUGUUCCGUCAACACUGAACAGUACCACUCAGCAACCGUCGCCAAGAAUGAAACGCUGGUUUUCACUUCUCGGAACAAUGGCCAGUACGGCACCUAUUCAGCAUACGGUGCGACCGUCACAGUCAUUGGAAAGUGUUACAGAGCAAUUGAUAGCAAUAACGAGGUCAAAAAUUCAAGAUCUGCGCAACGAAAUGCCUAACCGACACAUUAUUUUGAUCGGUAUAAACUCCGGAGCGGCUAUUGCAAUGCAAGUUGCAUUGGUCGAAACGGUUUCAUCGAUCGUGUGCAUGGGAUUUGCAUUCAAUACAGUAAAAGGCACCCGUGGUGCACCCGAUGAUAAAAUUCUAGAGAUCACAACACCAGUUUUAUUCAUUCUUGGCGAAAAUUCCGCGAGAUCGAGCCAAGAAGAGAUCGAAUCUCUGCGCGAACGGAUGUCGGCUCAAACGUCUUUGGUCGUCGUUGGAUCAGCCGAUGAUGCACUGCGUAUUAAUAAGUUCAACCGUCAUUUGGAAGGUGUCACUCAAUCAAUGGUUGACAACAUGAUUGCAGAUGAAAUUCAAGAUUUUGUGUCAACGUGUAUCGUGAAUCCACCAGGUCCGCGAAAGCUGUCAAACCAUUUGAAUAAGCGAUCAAUUGGAGCUUCGUCAACGAAAAAACAUGAAUCUACACGAAAACGUAAACACAAAGACAGUUCCAAAGCUGAUAAGGGCCCACCUCGUAAAGUUGGUCGUCCGCGUUUGAAUCGAACAAAUGAAGUUCCAUCUGGAGAUCUCACACCCAAAAAGCCAAAGCCAACGCAAGCGCUACUAAAACAAAGCAAUGAAUCAAUCAAAAUGGCUGUUCAGAACAUUGUUCCAGUGAAUGAAGUGCCGACCCUGUCGAAUGAAGUGGUAACAGUUACCACAAGCGAAGCGACAGCUGCUGUGACUCCGAUUGCGGUUACAAAUCCGGUUCCGGCCGCAAUCGACAAUGGUAUUCCUGUAAAGGUCAGCAAUACUCAAGAGGUGAAAACGAUUGAAAAUGAUACAAAGUCCGAAGUACCGGUUUCACAGCCAAAUGUUGUUUUGAUACCGGUGGUAACAACAACAACAACGACAACACCACCACCAAAAGUCAUCCAGCCAAGCACUCAAUUCGUUCAAGUGAAGCCACCAACAACAACAUCGGGUCGUGUUCAAUCGCCGAAUGUAAAGAACUUUUUCAUUCGGAAGGGUAUUGAAAAACAGCCGCCUACUCAAAUUGUCGCAUCGCCGACAUUCAUAACGACACAAGGCACCCCAUCAACACCAUCUACGCAAGUCAGUCAAUUGCAUGCAAAUAAAAAGAUCAUCAUAAAAAGUCAACAGAUUCUCGUCCCGGCCAACAAUGUGAAGCAAAACCCGGGCCAAAUCAUUCAAAUGUCCAGCCAACCAAAUAUUGCUACUUCGCAAGGUCCAAUUCCGAUCAAUGCGAAUGUCAUUGAAUCCUCAGCUACCGACUUAUCUGGCAUUCUUGAUCUGCCAAUUUUGUUUGCCGAUAAUACGAACGAAAGUGCAGUCAUCGAUCAAACACAAAUUUUCAAUACAACUUGUGCGUCGAACAUUCAACUCUUGAAUACAUCAGUUGAUCGAAAUGCCCAGAUUGGAUCUCCGGCGAAUAUUUUCUUUAGCACGGCCGAUGGUAAGCUACCAAAUCGACCGGUUGUGAUUAGUGCGGCCAAAAUGACCAAACCAUUACAACAAACGACAAUCGCAACAACGGUCACGGCACCAACAAGCAAUAAGGUGAUUUUUAUCAAUCGAAAUCAAAUCAGACCUCAAGGUGUCAGUGGAACGCAAAUGGUCAAAGGAUUGCCCACACUCAAGCUGGUGCCUACCUCAUUGGCCACUUCAGUUCAAUCGUCUCCAAUCACACUGCAGGGAAAUCACAUAACAAAACUGUCGCCGGGCACAAAAUUCGAUUUGUCUACAUUGAAAUUGGUGAAAAAUCCAUCGCAAAAUGUUUCCGGCAACAUAAUGAAGCCGUUGAUAAUCAACAAAGCGAUGCAGGGCACAAAAAGUGCUAUUGUAAUCAAGUCACCGAUCACCGGAAAUAUGCAAACGCAUCCGGCAGUUAUCAAAGCAAAUGUAUUGAAUCGAAAUAUUACGGUGAAAAAGGUGAUGAAUAUGGUACCGGGCGUAAAACCAAUUGCAAGCUCACCGAUUGCCGUUUCAUCGGUCAAUUCAUUGCCAAUACAAUCGAGUGCCGCAAGUACGAGUACGAUUUCAAGUACAGCUACUGUAUCAAAUACAUCUCCGGUUACUGCAUCAACACCGACAAAAACAACCAGAAAAACAAGGAAUUCCAAUUAAAUGGUGUUUUAUUAUUAUUAUCCAUGUAUUAAGUUGCUUCGGAAAAGUUUCUCUGUGAAUUUUCGUACAUUUUUAACAUUUUUUUAAAUGUUUGCCAUUUCUUGGCGUAUAGCUUAAGAUUUAACUCAAUUUUUAUUUUGAAUGUUAACAUUCAAGAGUGAAGAAAGAAACUUGAAUAAAACGAAUCGACGUUUGAUUUAAUCUGCACA